Rhizoctonia solani is the source of this 324-nucleotide messenger RNA. RefSeq names its product NADH-ubiquinone oxidoreductase family protein. The record is from RefSeq and is a predicted model, not a curated record. NCBI's taxonomy places the organism in Eukaryota, Fungi, Basidiomycota, Agaricomycetes, Cantharellales, Ceratobasidiaceae. The coding region runs from base 1 to 324 and encodes 107 amino acids. The transcript has 4 exons. Gene Ontology annotation, cellular component: mitochondrion. Gene Ontology annotation, biological process: mitochondrial respiratory chain complex I assembly; electron transport chain.
AUGUCCGAACCCCUAUACCGUGACCCAUGGGCCAAGCGCGAGGCCUGGCGUAAACAUCCUAUUUUCACCACCCGCAACAUGUUCAAAAACUCGCUUCCGGGCUUUGGUAUCGCCGUCGUAGCCUUUACCGCCUAUGUCGCCGCCGAAAAGUCUGUGGGCGGAAAUACUGCAGCUAGGGCGACAGGUGACGUGCCUACACCUCUUUAUCUCCUCUUCUUGCCGCAAUGUGCCAGUGCGGCUGUGUCUGCGGCCUCUGUAUCCGGAUUCUACUCAUUAAAUGCCUUCAUGAAAGAUUGGACACCCAAUCCCAGUCUCCAUAAUUAG